UGCCCAGUGGCCAGUCCGGCGGCUGGCGGCGCGAUGGAGGCGCCGGCGGAGCUGCUGGCCGCGCUGCCGGUGCUGGUCACCGCGCUGGCGCUGCUGCUCGCCUGGCUACUGGUGCGGCGCGGGGCGGCCACUGCGUCCCCGGAGUCUCCGGCCGAAGCCAGCGAGGCUCCCGUGCCACCGCCUCAUGGAGCCCCAGAGCCCACGGCCGCGCCCGAGGAGGGGCAGGGGGAGCCCGCGGAGGAGGAGGAGGCCACCGAGGCCGGGCAGGUGGAGGAGAUGGACCCAGACGGUGAGAGGGGCCUGCCCCAAGAAGGGCCAGAGGAAGAAGACGGAGAGGGGACCUUCUCCUUCAAAUACAGCCCUGGGAAGCUGCGGGGGAACCAGUACAAGCAGAUGAUGACCAAAGAGGAGCUGGAGGAGGAGCAAAGAGUUCAGAAAGAACAGCUGGCUGCCAUCUUCAAGCUUAUGGAGGACAACAAGGAGACAUUCGGAGAGAUGUCGGACGGGGACGUCCAGGAGCAGCUCAGACUCUAUGACAUGUAGGCCCGUCACCGCGCUCCAUGCAGCCGCCACCACUGCCUAGCAAGACAUCCAUGACCCACCGCGCCGUGACUCUGUCCUGACCCUUGGCCCACUUGUUAUUUCCAGACUUUUGUAGGCUUACUCUUAUUUUAUAUACACGUAUGUAGAGGUAUAUUAGAUACAGACUUGAUAGAGUUUUUGCAAUUUCUAUAUCAUUUUCUAGGACUCAGAAUUGUUUUCUGCAGAGGAGAAAAUCCCUGGUUCCUUUGGCUUCUGCCUGCAGGUGGGGUUCCAGCUGUCAUAGGGGAAGCCCUCUGGGCUGUCUUGGGAGCGAAAUUAAAUCUGCCCUGCUGUCCCAGGGCAGGCAGCAGCCUUGGGGCUGGCUUGAAGGCACACAGCAUGGAAAGAAUUCAGGGGUUGGGGAAGCUGGGAGCCCUGGUGGCACAGUGGUUAAGAGCUUGGCUGCCAACCAAAUGGUUGGCAGUUCAAAUCCACUAGCUGCUCCUUGGAAACUCUAUGGGGCGGUUCUACUCUGUCCUAUAGGGUUGCUAUGAGUCGGAACUGACUGGAUGGCAGUGGGUUUGGUUUUGGAUUUUCGUGGGGCAGAUGAGUACCAGGUCCUGCAGCAUGAGGAUCCAGCCUAGUAACACUGCAUGCUCAUUCUGCCUUAGAGGGAUUUCUGGAAGCUUCUGUGAUUGUCAGAAAGCAAGCAGUAGGAGAGCAUUCUUUUAGCAAGAAGUCUAAUUCAGAGACUCAACUUCCAUCCUGUAAUAAACAGUGGUAUCAGAGUUUGGAUCCUUUAAGGGCUCUCUCAUUUAAGCAGGAGACUUGCUUUAAACAUAAUUAAGCCAGAAGUGUUUGAGUGCUCAGAAUGCUCUUAGAAGAACUAGGCCAGACACUGCAGACAGAAAAAGACGAGACACAUCAAGCCUUGAUGUUAGGUGCCAUCAAGUUGAUUCCAACUCAUGGUGACCCCGCGUGACCCCAGAGCAGAACUGCCCCGUAGGCUUUCCUAGGCUGUCAUCUUUAUGAGAGCACAUUGUCAGGUCUUUCUCCUGCAAAGCACCUGGUGGGUUCACAGUGCCGACCUUUCAAUUAGCAGCUGAGCGCUUAGCCAUUGUGCCACCAGGGCUCCUAUAUGAAAUGUCUAGAAUAGGUAGAUCCAUUAGGACCAAAGGGGAUUAGUGGUAACCAGUGGGUAGGGGGAACAGGGAAUGGGAAUAAAAAGUUUCCAGUUUGGAACAAGAGGAGAACGGGUUGUUGUUGUCAGGUGCCGUCUAGUUGAUGGCAACUCGUAUUGACCCUGUGUGACAGAGCAGAACCCCCAAUAGCGUUUCUGAGGCUGUAAUCUUACAGGAGCAGAUCGCCAGGUCUUUUUCCCCUUGAAGCGACUGGUGGGUUCAAAUCGUCAGCUCUCAGUUGGCGCCUAAUCGUUACGCCACCAGAGCUUCUAUAUUAGGUCUAGGUUGGCAGCCGUAGCUCGCUGUAGCUCUUAGCCACUGCGCCACCAGGACUCCAUAUUAGGUCUUAGAGAUAUGUACAAGGAAUAGAGAACCUUGCCAGUCGGCAUUCGAUAAAAUACUCUUCAUAGAACAGUGCCUGGGACACGAUAGGGGCUCAGUAAGUGUCUGUAGAAGGAGCCCUGGUGGCACAGCAUUUCAGCACUCGGCUGCUAACUAAAAGGUCAGCAGUUUGAAUCCACCAGCCAAUCUAUGGGAGAAAGUUGUGGCAGUCUGCUUCCAUAAAGAUUACAGCCUCGGAAACCCUAUGAGACAGUUCUACUCUGUCCUGUAGGGUUGCUAUGAGUCAGAAUCUACUCAGCGUCAAUGGGGUUUUGAAGUGUCUGUGAGUGAGUGUGUGUACGACCUGUUUCUGAUCAUCACCUUGGCAGAAAACCCCACAGUUCUUGAGAAAACUGACUUGGGGGGUAUGCUAUAGAGAGACCCUCUGGAAGUUGUUGUCAAUGGUAAAUGUUUUUAUUUGCUGAAAUAAAACUGAAGCAACGGAGAGUUGAAGAAAACAGUGGCACUUACACCUCUCAGGCUCGUCAUCAGAGGAAGGACACAGUUAACUUACUUCCGUCAUCUCUUGCUAGAAGUUUCUCCUGGCCCCUCUCUUCCCCUCUGUUGUCAGAGGUCCUUUUGGUUCUUUGCUGACGAUGCAGUAGGAGGUUCUGUCUGUUAUAUCCAAACGU
This is a messenger RNA of Loxodonta africana (African savanna elephant), 2716 nucleotides long. It is a transcript of the gene MXRA7, whose product is annotated as matrix remodeling associated 7. The record is from RefSeq and is a predicted model, not a curated record. NCBI's taxonomy places the organism in Eukaryota, Metazoa, Chordata, Mammalia, Proboscidea, Elephantidae. The transcript is spliced from 4 exons. The coding region runs from base 34 to 543 and encodes 169 amino acids.